Messenger RNA from Bursaphelenchus okinawaensis, 2106 nucleotides. The record is from the annotation of a GenBank genome assembly. Lineage: Eukaryota; Metazoa; Nematoda; Chromadorea; Rhabditida; Aphelenchoididae.
AUGGAUGUGAAUGGCGAGCCGAAGCCCGCCGCCCGACGCUCCGGGUUAAGUAAACAAGCAGGUCAGGUCACGUGUCAUACGAAUGCGACACGACUUCCAGAAGCACAUGGUUACGGUAGUUCGGCGAAGGAAGAGUUGUCACGUUGUUGCAGUAGACGGAACGGUGACAAUUGGAGGCAAAGUGAUAACAAGCUUAACCAGACUGAAUGUAACCGGACUGAUGCCAAAUGUUGCCAAAAUGAAGUCAAAUGUACAGUAUGCACCCGAACAUACAGAAUCCUUCAAAACCUUGAAGCUACAGAAACUACAAACUCUUGUGAUAACUACUUUACUACUCGCUUCUACAGUAACCCUUCUCUUCAGCUAAAAGUGCAAUUACCUUGUUUUACCAUGAUCUCUCGGCUUCGUAUGAUGCUCCUCGUGUGUAUAAUAUUAUUCUUGCUGUUUCGAACGGGUUCUGCAGCUACGUUGAAGUCGACUUGCAAAAAGAUUGGUAGGUUUAUCAUCUUAUUAUAGCCAUGUUUUGUAACUUCCAAGACUUUCAAAACAGCCUUGUUAUUGUCUACUAUAAUAUAUUUUUGACAUAGUUAUUGUAAAGUUUAUUUUGGUAAAGAUUUCAACUUUCCAACCAUAAAAACUCCUAAAUAUAGCUCUAGAAGUACGUACACAGACCCUUAAAUGACAUCAAUCACAACACUUUACACCACAGAACGUUGAGAAUGGCCGAAAAUAGUCCGAGAUUAAUUGUCAGUGAUAACGUCUUUGAUAAGAUGAAAUAUUACCUAAUUGCCUUUAGUGAUAAGGAAUAGCCUUUACUGAUAGGAAAUGGUCUUUGCUGAUAAGCUUCAUGAAAUAUUGUUUUAGGCUACAGAAGUUUCAUCGACGAAGCGGGUUGUGAUCUGAUGGCCGUCUACGUGAAUCGCUGUAGCGGAUUCUGUGUGUCCAUGUCGUUUGCCAACCCACUGAAACAGAACCAGCUGAGUGUGUGGGGAAGGUGCUGCAGGAUGGUCGAGAUUGAAAUGGUAGGUUUAAAAUUUGCAUAUUUUUUUAAAAAAAUUCAAUUUUUAAAAAAAUUUUUAAAUUUCAAUUUUUGGUGAUUUAUUUGACUUACAAGGAAUGUCUUCAAUGUGGAACGCUUUGAUUUUGUUUUGAACUUUGUUUUAAACUGUUAUUUCUUAAUUUUAAAUUGAACUUUCUUUUCGCACUUUGCGCCCUCGUAUAAAAUGUCUCUUUGCUGAUUUCUUUGCGUAUUUGUAGAAUAUUACUCAAAAUGCAUUUUCUGGUCGAACUUUCAUCUCUUUACAAUUUGUUUACUCUUACAAUAUUGUGCUCGCUCAACUUUUUGUAACGGGGAACUGAUGCGCGACCUUUUUCGUCGACAGAAUCAUCAACAAUAUCGCUGAUGUUACAAUGCAAAGAACAUUAGGUCAGGCUCUACCGUAACCCCUGGGUUUUCACGUUUUUUGGGGGAAAAGUUACAGUAAAAGUGGAGGUUUAUAUAGUAAAGUAGUUUAAUAUUAGCAGAAACAGUUUAGUUUAUCAAUAUUACAUUAGCAGAAAGAGCUAUUUAUAUUAAAGUUAAACGUAGGACCUAACACAAUAUAAAUAGCUGUUCUGGUCGUAUUUCGAGCUGAUAGGAUGUUGAAACUGAUUUUUUGGGUAAUAAAUAAUCAGUUAAUAACAUUAUUUACACUAAUUUAAAUGGCACAAUUAUGUGGUUAGUGUAACGCGUAGAAAUAUAUUACACUAUACAUCUGAUGAUAUGUUUUGGUAAAACUCAACAGAUAAGGUUUAGGUAACAACUUUAAAGUAUGUAGCUGACAUAAAACAAUACCAGAGUUAAUUACGAUCCUAACAUAAGCAAUAAGUCUAAAUAAUAAUGGCAAUAACUUAGAAAAACAGCAAAGAAUAUUAACAUAGGUAUCGAAACUCAAUUUAAAAAAUUUUAAAAUUAUUUUUUAUAGAACUUUCGCUUAAAGAGUGUACUGUAACUUAAAUAUACAUCUUUAUCACUUUCAGAUAGACGUUACUGUUAACUGUGGUACCUACAACAAAACCGUCCAAGUGCCCAGCGCCAAAGAAUGCGCUUGUUCCGAGUGUGCAUAA